Molecule: messenger RNA, 2089 nt
Organism: Mercurialis annua (annual mercury)
Lineage: Eukaryota; Viridiplantae; Streptophyta; Magnoliopsida; Malpighiales; Euphorbiaceae
Product: FBD-associated F-box protein At5g22730-like
Exons: 4
Coding region: 584-1909 (441 amino acids)
Molecular function (GO): protein binding
Source: RefSeq, a predicted model, not a curated record
AAUAAUUGAACCAAUAAACAAAUCAUCUGACAAAACCGACCAUAUCAUUUUUGUUUGAAAUUUUAAAUUAAUGUUUUGGGUUAAUUAGACACAAGAUUUUCUUAAUUUAAGUCAAGUAAUUCAGAAAUUAUACACCUCAAACUUGGACUUAUAUGAUCCCGAGAUGCAAAUUAGUGAGCUAAUUGAUUCAAAUGACUUAUUUGACCUCGAAAAUAAAAGUUUUAGGUCUAAUUUAUCGAAAAAAACUAAAAUGUAUUUAUUUGACCCUUUAUUCGUUUUAAAUUGUAUAGAUUUGAAUUUGAAUGGAAUCCAAAAAUAUUUAAAGAUAUUCAAGUUAAUAAUGAACUUGCUUACGUGACGAGAGUAAAUUCCUUUUGUAACUCAAACACUGUAGUCUAAUCCGAUUUGCCAGAAAAUUUUGUUAUUUCUCUCUUAGCUCACCAAUUUUCGUAGGUUUUUGAAGAGUUGUAGAGCCAGAGGAAUAUUGAAGAAACCCUCAAUUCUAUAUUUGUGGAAGCAGAGUGUAGAAAACACGUAGCUUCUUACACCAUUCUUAUUUUUUAUUUGAUACCAUCUAAGCCUAAUGGGAGUAUCAAAUUCAUGCUUACCUUUUCUGCAUGGAAAUCGAGACAUUAUCAGCGCUUUGCCGGACGCGGUUCUCUGUCACAUUCUGUCAUUUCUUCCAACCGAAUCUGCAGUCAGAACAAGCAUUUUAUGUACAAGAUGGAGGCACACUUGGACCUCGGUUCCCGUAUUACAUUUCGACGACACCUCAGUCGCUCAUCCGCAAACUUCUGACCACCCAAAUGAACAAUUCUUUCUGCAAUCUGUAGACAGAGUACUACUUCUUCGUCGCGAUAAUAUCAAAACCUUACGCCUCCAACUAACUAGUUUUUCAGAUUGUGUUUCGCACCAUGUAUAUUUAUGGAUUGGCACGGCAAUAAUGAGAAAUGUUGAGGAGCUUGAUCUGGAUCAUAGCACAAUUGGGCUUCCCCAAAUUAUUUUUAGUUGCAAGACACUAAAGAUCUUGAAGCUUGGUGUCAGAAUUCGGUUUCAGAUAUUUGAAUCUGUGGACCUCCCGAGACUAGAGGUACUCCAUAUUAAAAAUUCUAGUGUUGCUAAUUUGGAGAAGAUGGUACUCGGGUCCCCGAUUCUUAAAGAAUUAGUGUUUUAUAGGGAGUAUUUUGACGAUGAUGCAGUCACCCUGUAUGUGGUGUCAUCUUCACUGAAACGUCUCACGAUUCACCAAAUUGAUUCACAGAGAGGAUUGGACGUUCGAAGCAUGGUUAUACGUGCCCCGGAACUUGACUUCUUCGAGCUAAAGGAUCAUUUUUCCGGAUAUUUUAGCGUGAUAAAUGUGUCGUCAUCCCCGUUUAGCGCAGCUAUUGAUGUUAGAGGUUCCUAUACAAAUCAUGUAUUAAGGCUUAUUAAAAGAAUCUCUAGUGUCACUGUUUUACGCUUAUCUGCAUAUAUGGUUGAGACUCUCUUCAAGUCAUGUGAUGAAACACUUCCGAAGUUUCAUUUUUUGACUCGAUUGGAGAUCGGAGCUUUCGGAGAUGGAUGGCUGAUGCUGCCAAAGAUACUCAAAUGUGCACCUAAGUUGGAAGUGUUAAUCCUCUAUAAGGAAAAGAAUAAAAUUCCUGACCGGACAAUCUUUAACGAGGAGGAAUCAGUGCCCAGUUGUUUGUUGUCAUCCCUGAAGAGUGUCCAACUUAAAAGAUUUAGAGGGAAUGCAGCAGAAAUGGAAGUCUUAAAAUAUUUCUUGAAGAAUGGACGUGUUUUGAAGAAAUUGGGAAUUUCGAUUUCUACUACUACGAAUUUUCGGAAACUAGUUAAAAUUCUCUGGAAGCUGAUUAUGUUUCCAAGGGGCUCAGGCACAUGCAGGAUCCUGUUAAAUCGAUCUUUUUAAUGGAGGCUGAGUACUUUCAUCAAGACAUUUUACAGAUUUUGAUGUUUCACUUGAUAAAAAUUCGAUUGAACUGUCAUUUUUUUUGCAAUUUGUUAAUAGAGAACUGCUCCUUCAUACAAUAAUUUUAUGCACUUCUGCAGCAAUCUUUAUUCUGUAAUCCUUGAUAUAUUAUCAAAUCAU